AUGUUUUCAUUUAUCGUUAUUCUUGUUCUUCUUAAUAUUACAUCAAGUUAUUCAUCAAUAUUUAAUAAACAAUCCGUAAUAUCUAAUGAAUAUCUUGGUAAUAGCGGAAGACACCUAUUCCAUUUCGUACAAAUAUCAGAUACUCAUAUAACUCAUCUUGAUCAUGCUGAUCGUAUGGAACAAUUUGAACAAUUUUGUAAUGAAAUUAUAAAAACAUUGGUUAAACCACAAGUUACUAUUGUAACAGGCGAUCUUGUGGACAGUGUGAGUGGUUUAAAACAUAGUCAUGAUCGUUUAUUUGGAACAGCACAAUAUGAACGAGAAUGGAAUCUUUAUAGAGAUAUUCUAAAUCGAACGAAUAUUACAGCACAUACAAAAUGGCUUGAUAUAAAAGGAAAUCAUGAUACAUUUAUGGAUCCCGAUCCAGAUUCGUCAAAAAGUUUCUAUCGUGUUUAUUCACAUCAAGGACACAACCAUAGUGGCUCAUAUGAAUAUACAUUAAGCACAAAAGAUGGUGAUACUUAUUCGUUUGUUGCUGUUGAUAUGUGCCCCAGACCAGGUGUUGGCCGUCCAUUUAAUUUUUUUGGUCAUAUUACUAAAAAAGAAACGCAAAUUUUAUUGGAAAUAGCCAAGAAAAUUAAGAAUUCCACUUCCAUAGUAUUCUUCGGUCAUUAUCCAUUAUCAUUUACUUAUUCAAAAGGACUUGAUCAUAUAAUGAAGGAUGGUAUUGCCUAUUUAAACGGCCAUCUUCAUUCUGGUAUUAAACAUUUAUAUGCUCGUCAUUCCAAUGGAUUACUCGACAUUGAAUUAGGCGACUGGAAAAGGCAACGACGAUUUCGUAUAAUAACAAUUGAUUCCGGUUUAUUAUCUUUCGAAGAUUUUCGAUUCAGUCAACCCAUUUAUGCUCUGAUAUCAAAUCCAAAAGCAGCAAAAUUUCAAACACCUAGAGAACCAUUCUAUCGUUUAAAUCAAAGUACACAUAUCAGAAUCGUUAUUUUUUCUAAAUUAUCUAUUAUUAAUGUCAAUGUUUCCAUUGAUGAACAAUAUGUUGGUUCAGCAGUUCAAUCAAUUGAUAAUCAACAUCUAUUUGUUCUUCCAUGGAAUGCAAGUUCAUAUGAUGAUGGAAGGCUACAUCAAAUUUUUGUUGGAAUUAAAGAUAAUGGAAAUAAUACUGUUAUUUUAACACACGAAUUUUCUAUAUCAUUUACAACAAUAACCAGAUGGAAUCCUUCACAAAUUAUUCUUACAAUUCAUCAACCAACUUUUGGUUUGGUUAUAUUAGUUUCAUCAUUAUCUAUAUAUAUUCUCACAUUAUUAUAUUAUCGAUAUCAUAAGAAACGAAAUUCAUUCAAGUUUACUGUUCAUUUUGGAUUAUGCAAUCAAUUUCGUCUUCGAAUGAUCUGUCUUUGUUCAGUUGAUUUUAUAUUUUAUUCAUUAUUUGGUUUUGCAUUGUAUUCUUUUAUUGGACCAUGGUAUAUUGGAUAUUUAACAAAAGGUAAUUUCGGUGCUGUUUUUCUGUGGGGCACAUUGAUACAAGGAGUUUAUUUACCACCUGAUUUACAAAUAUUUGGAGGAACUUUUCAAUUAUAUUUCUUUCUAUUUCCAUUAACAUAUACUUUAAGUUCAUCAUGUUUUUAUCGUUAUCAUCAACAACUCCAAUUAAAUACAAACAUUGUUAAAUAUCGUUUUAAUCGGUGUUGUCAACUUUAUUCAGUUUAUAUCGUAUUUAUAAAUACAUCAGCUAUUAUUUUAUUUUGGUCAUUUUUAAUGACUGCUUCGUAUAAAUUAUCUUGGAUAAUCUCACCAUUUGGCUUGAUAUUGGUUUUAUUUUCGAUGAUUCUCUACCUAAAAUCUCAUCGAUUAAAAAUCGAAGAUUUUAAAUUAAAGAAAACCAAUGAAAUAAUAAAUUCAACCAAUCAAGAUAAUUCAAAGUUGAUUGAUUAA
Molecule: messenger RNA, 1944 nt
Organism: Rotaria socialis
Lineage: Eukaryota; Metazoa; Rotifera; Eurotatoria; Philodinida; Philodinidae
Source: the annotation of a GenBank genome assembly